Molecule: messenger RNA, 1854 nt
Organism: Panonychus citri (citrus red mite)
Lineage: Eukaryota; Metazoa; Arthropoda; Arachnida; Trombidiformes; Tetranychidae
Product: cyclin-dependent kinase-like 1
Exons: 5
Coding region: 461-1735 (424 amino acids)
Biological process (GO): protein phosphorylation
Cellular component (GO): nucleus
Molecular function (GO): cyclin-dependent protein serine/threonine kinase activity; ATP binding
Source: RefSeq, a predicted model, not a curated record
CAAAACAAAAUUAAGAUGUUAUUGAAUUAAAAUUAAUGUUUAAAAAAUCAGUGAUCAACCUAAUCUAAAUUGAUAAGCUAAUAGUUAAUUAAUCUUAGUGUUUAAUCACCGAAAAGUUAAACCAACUAAUCAACCUAAUCAAAUGUGUUCAGGUUGCUUAUGUUUUCCGAGGUAUAAUUUUCUUGUCACCAUUGACCUAAUUAACUUAAUUGUUCAAUCACUUUCAUUUUUAUUCUUUGAUUGUGAAUUUUAAUUUCCAAUCAAUCAAAUCACUUACAUUGUCAUUCCUCUGCACUAAUCUCUUGAUCACAAUCAACUCACAAUCAAAUCUGAAAAAAAACCUUAAUUGACGCUAUUUCUAGUUGAUUGAAAUCAAUUGUGAUUAUUGAUUUAAUUGUUUAGCAUUCAUGAUAAUAACAUGUUAGUUUUUAAGAUAAUUUAAAUCGUAUUAAUUUAAAUCAUGAAUCAAUGUCGUCAAUAUCAUCCCAAUCAUCAUUCUCAUCAUCAUAAUCAUCUUAAUCAUCAUCAUCUAAAUGACUUGGAAUCACAAUUGAAACAGUGUCAAUAUGGUGGUACAAUUAAACGUAUUCAAAUGCAAACAUUUAAUCACAACAAUCAAAACACCAACAAUUCAAAUAUGGAUAAAUAUGAAAAGAUAUCAAAAAUCGGCGAAGGUUCUUAUGGCCUAGUGUUCAAAUGUCGUAAUCGCGAGAAUGGACAAUUAGUGGCCGUUAAAAAGUACGUCGAAACGGAAGACGAUCCAUUGAUUAAGAAAAUCGCUCUGAGAGAGAUUAAAAUGCUCAAGCAACUUAAACAUCCCAAUUUAAUCAAUUUGAUUGAAGUUUUCCGACGGAAACGGAAAUUACAUCUCGUCUUUGAAUAUUGUGAACUAACGGUCCUCGAUAUCCUCGAAAAGUAUUCCAAAGGUGUACCCGAAUAUUUAACUAAGCGAAUAAUUUGGCAAACAAUUAACGCAGUGAAUUUCUGUCAUCAGCAUAAUUGUAUUCAUCGUGAUGUCAAACCGGAAAACAUUUUGUUAACUCGAGAUUUUAUCGUUAAACUUUGCGACUUUGGGUUUGCUCGAACUCUGAGUCCAAAUGGUAAUUAUACCGAUUAUGUGGCCACCCGUUGGUAUCGAGCACCCGAAUUACUUGUCGGUGAUACUCAAUAUGGUCCAGCGGUCGAUGUUUGGGCGAUUGGUUGUGUGACCGCCGAACUGAUGAGAGGUGAAGCUCUUUGGCCUGGGAAAUCAGAUGUUGACCAAUUAUAUUUGAUUCGUAAGACACUUGGUGACCUCAUCCCUCGACAUGUACAAAUUUUCAGAUCGAAUGACUUUUUCGCUGGGGUCACAAUUCCAGAGACCGAAAUAACCGAUCCCUUGUCGGGCAAAAUUCCUCGACAUGUUGAAGACACUGGAUUCGAUUUCUUACGAAAAUGUCUCGAUAAAGAUCCACAAAAGCGACCAAAUUGUGACCUUCUACUUCGACAUCCAUACUUCAAUAAUGUCAAAAUUCCUGAACUCGAAAGUGAAGAGGUACAAUUUAAAUUCCGUCAACGAUCAAAGUAUGGACAAUCUUUACUUCCACAUUUACCUAAUCAUGGGUCCCCAGAGAUUAGGUCAGUCCAAUUACAUUCGAGGACAAUUAACGCAAGAGGAAGCAUCGGAAGUACCAAUGGGACAAUCAACGGAUUAAAUGAUCGACCCAACAGAUUUGAUCAUUUACCAAACAUUUAACCUCAAUGACAUUGAUCCACUAAAGUAUUGAUUGUAAACAAAUCUCACCAAAAUCAACAUCAAUCAUAAAAAAUAAUGAUAACAUUUAAUGUCACAAUUAAAACCCAUCAAAUAUUAAA